Molecule: messenger RNA, 8259 nt
Organism: Mya arenaria
Lineage: Eukaryota; Metazoa; Mollusca; Bivalvia; Myida; Myidae
Product: ceramide kinase-like protein
Exons: 13
Coding region: 131-2344 (737 amino acids)
Molecular function (GO): kinase activity
Source: RefSeq, a predicted model, not a curated record
GGUAUUUUCGGUAUUAAAAUAUUUUUAGCUGUCAAUUCAAAUUAUACUAACAAAUCAAUAUUUAUAUGAUUAAUUGGAUCAAGCGAAUUUAGGUUGUGAUUAUUAGUGGCAACAUUACAUUCUGACAGUCAUGGGAGACAUAGAAGAGUAUAUAUUCGAUGACGAUGGAAAUCCGAUUUUGAAUUGUCCGAAUCUCCCUCAAGAAGACCAAUUAUUUGCGGAUGAACCCGACUUAAAAGACAUUUUUCACUGUAAAUCGGAUGGUUAUGAUGUCACACUUUCACUAUCAAAAGGGUACAUAUGCUGGACGAAUGUUAAUUCUGCAGGUAAGAAGAAGGGGAAAAACAAGAAAGGAGAGGACAAAAACACUGUUAAGCUUCGAGAUGUAUUUGGUAUAACUAUGAAGAGGAAAAAGGCAAGCUCGGAGAAAGAGGAGGGACUAUGUUUAGGGUUUACUCUGCACAUUGCUGAUAGGUUUGGUCCUAAUACCUGGGUUGACAAAAUCGUUGUGUUCGAACAUCCUAGCGAGACACUAUGUACAAGAUACAUACGGAAAACCAGGGAAUAUCUUGACGCCUUGCAGUGCAGACCCCGCUCAGUGAAACUGUUCCUUCAAACCCACGCUGGGUCUAAGACCGCCAGUGCCCUGUAUAAGAACAAGGUGCUGCCCUUGUUUCAAGCUGCAGAUAUAGAUGUGGACUGUAUUGAGGUACAGCACAACGAGCACAUCAAACAAGAGAUGACCCAUAUAAAUCUAGACGACUUUGAUUGUAUCAUAGCAAUGGGAGGUGACGGCACUGCCAACAAGGCAGCUGAUGGACUGUUGACUGCCUCACAGAAAUACAGAGGCGUGGACCAGAAACCUGGGUUUACACCUGUACGAGCAAGGCUUCCCCUUGGCAUCAUCCCUUGUGGUUCCACAAAUGACAUAUGUCGAUCAAUAACCGGCACAGAAGACGUGGUCACAUGUACCAUACACAUUCUGAUGGGCUGGAAGUCCCCUGUUGACAUUUGCUCUGCCUACUCGGAGGACAAUUUCCUCCAGUGGAGUUUCAACUGUCAGUAUGGGUUUGCAGGAAAUGUACUCACAUUCCGGAAGCGCUACAAGAAACUGGGAAAACGGGGUCUUGAGGCGGCGUUUAUGAAAGCUCUCACAAAGGCUAAACUUAGGCCGUACAAGUGUGACAUUGAGUACAUUCCAUCAGAUCUUCAGAUCCCUCCACAUAGGAAAAACCUGCCUUGUUAUACUGGGUGUGACACGUGUUGGAAGGAAACAGUUGAAGAUGAUAAUGGAGUCACUGAAGAUCUUGUCCAGGCUUUUGACCCUCUGUCGGAGUCCAACAACAGCGAUACUCUCGUCAAUUUGGCAGAACUUGAAGAAACUCCUUGGAGAACAAAGAAGCUUGACUGCCUCAACAUAGGGCUCUACACAAUAUCGGGGCGUUCUGAACUAGCCGCCCGAGGGCUAAGUAUGUAUACACACCUGAACGACGGGGCCGCUGAGCUGGUGUUGAUCAAGGACGCACCCAGGAAAGAGUUUAUUAGAGUUCUAAAGAGGCUGACAAAUGGCAAAGAGCAGUUUGACUUCCCCUUUAUUGAAGUGCUGAGAGUUAAGGAAUUCAAGUUCCGACUUCGGCUACCGACAGGAUUCCAAUACAAAGAUCGUAACUUUAGUGAGCUGGAUUACGAAAUCAAUCGCCAACAGAAACAAAUGGAUAGUGCAACAAAAUCAAUGGAAAUUCUAGAAAUUGAUGACUUGAUUGAAUCAGACAAUGAUGAUCAGGUUGACAAAUCCCCGAGUCCAUCUUUAAAUGAUUCUGUGCAUUCAAAAGACUCCAAGCGUGUGAAUAAUAACAAUAAACCAGCUCCGUUCAAGAAAGCCAAAAGUGUUCAACAUUUUGAUAAGAAGGUUCUCAAGAGAACUUCAACAGAAACAUCCAUUGAGACAUUCACAACAGAUGAUACAGAUUCGGACUCUGACACGGAGGAUUCGGAUAGUGACAUGGAGAAUGGGAAGGAAAUUGUGUCUGUAGACUCUAUGGGAGUCAGGACCGUGAAAUCUGCCAGUGCUGCCAACCAACAUCUGGUCGGCCCUGCGUACAGGAAGACGUUUGCGGAGGAAGACCGGGCAAAGAGACAGCGUAAAAGGCAAAAAAAGGAAGAUAAAAAGAAAGCAAAAGAAGAACAGAAAAUGAAGUCCGUGUGGAACAUGGAUAAUGAAAUAUGUCAGGAGGAUACACUCCAUGUUAAAGUUCACCAUGGAUUGUUGAAGAUCUUUGGACAAGGUGUUUCGCCAUCAACUAUUUAUUCCAGCCCGUCACUGCUGUGUAUUGCCAGGAUGUAACCAAAACACUCGGGCAAUCAUCUGUUCAAAAGCCUCUAUUGUACAUGUUAAACAAAAAGAACAUGGCUUUAGUAGAAAAAAAAACACCAAUAACACAAUCCAAUCAUUGCUGUGUUCUUCAAGGCUGUAGCUUUGUUAGAUGUUUCUAACAUUAAGUGUCCUGGGUCUGGUCCCAUUUUUCAAAACAUCUUAAAUCCCUUAUAACAGUAUAAAUUAUUUUUCAAAACAUCUUAAGUCCCUUAUAACAAUAUUAGCAUAUAAUUAUAUUUAAAUCCCUUAAGCUUACUAUAUUUUUUGGACAUAUGUUGUGUAAUAGUUAAAUUCUUGAGAGCGUUGAAGUACAAAGGGAUACUAUCUCGAUGAUAAUCACAAUAAUAAUAAUAAUCUAAUUUAUCGAAAUCAAGAUUAAGUAGGAAAUUUGGCUAAAUGAAAUAAGCUUUUUAAGCUUGUUAAGCUUGUUAUGCUUAAUAACUUUUGGGGAAAUUGGGGCCUGGUUUCACGAAACAAAAUGUUGCAUAACAAACUAAACAAAGAAUUAAGACCAGCUUAUUUGAUUGUCACAAUAACUGUCUUAUCGGAUUAUACAAUUUAAGGCGUUGAAAUAUUCUCUUAUUUUAUGGGUUUUUUAAACUAGCCCCUGAUGUAACUUACUAUUUUUGUCUCAUAGAUUGAGAUUGACAAUAUAUUUUUUGAACCUAUUGAGAAUUGCAAAUUAUUUACUGAUUUGACUGAAUUGGCUUAUAUUUAAAACAAAACAAUACUGCACUUAAAUAGGCAAGUAUGUGAUGGGUUUAAAAACAAACAUUAACUCUUCUUACUUAUCCUCAAAACCUGGGUUUUUGUAUUGCCAAAUAAACCAUUUUUUUAAUUGUUGCCCGACUAUGGAUUCAUCAUUGUCAGAUAUCACUAAUACGCUACUGCCUAGUGCUGGGCAUAAUGCUUCGUUGUGUUCUCAGAAUCAUGUAAUAAUAAUUUAUUAUUGAGGCAACUUGGGGAAACAAUGCAGAAAUAUGCACAGACACUCAUACUAAUGUUUUUCUGUAGAAAAGUACUCUGGCAAGCUCAAAUAGAAUUAGGUCCGUCUGAUCAUUACAAAUUUUCAAACAACUACUUAGACCACUUGCCUGCGGAUACAACUGACAACCCAAGAACAGGGUAAUUUUAUUGUAAUAUGCUAUUUCAUUGGUAGAAGGUUGUGUCCCCUGCCUAAUGAAUACUCGUAUAAAAGAAAUUUUGUCAUUUUCCAAUGUUAUGUAUGAAGUGAAAUGGAAGAAAAUUCUGUGGUUGCCGAUGAUGUGGAUUCAUAGGAGCCCAUCUAUUUUGAGACUAGCUAACUUUUUAGGCAAUAAUGCUCAUAACAGUCCAUUUUAUAUUUUACUAUCAUUUUACUAUGCUUCCAUACAUUUAAAAAUGCUUAGAAGUUCAUGUUAACUUAACAUUUGUAUUCUAAAAAAAAAUGAUCUCAAAAUAAUAUUACUAAAUUGAAUGAUAAAGCUAAUUUUUUUUUAAUUGUAAGUAUGGAAAAAAAGAAAGAAAAGAAGUACAAUAAAGCCUUGUGUGGAGACAGCUUUAUCAGUGAAUUAAAAAGGAUAUUUCACUGUUUCAAACAAUGACACAACCUCAACGAUGUCAUUUCAAACAACUAUUAAAAGUCAUCCUAUAUCAUCUUUAGGCAUAUAAUAAAAUGAAAAAUGUUUCAGUGCAAGAUCCCAAUACCUUUCAUGUUUUGAACACCUCAAGUGAAUAUUUAACUUGUUGCUGUGCAACUCAUGAAAUAUAACUUUUGAUGCACACUCGGUAAAAUAUAUUGCUAUCUUACACUGAAGCAAACAAUUAUCCUCUAUGUAUGAAAAUAGAUUAAAAAACAUGAAUUAGAAAUUUUGCUAUUUAAAUCAUUUGUCAAUUAUUUUAUUGUUAAUGUCUGAUGUGUCUGAUUUGGUUUCAAGUCAUAUACUUACUAGGUUAAAAUUUGGCAACCUUUGACAUCCAUAUUGUACAUGAUUUGAAGAGAUUUAUUUGUGCCAUUUUUUAGUGUAACGCAAAAAAGCAUUCCAUUUUCUACACUGUUCAACUAUCAUUCUACUUCAUGUUGUAUUUAUAUAUGAUAAUCUUUUGAUGUCCAUGCAUGUGUAUUAUUUUUGUCCCACUUAGUAGUACAUGAAUUCUAGUUAGCCCUUCCGCAGAUAACAUUUUUAGCCAGAUUUUGCUCCUAAAAUGUUUAAAAGACUGUCCAUUGGGCUGAUAGGUCAAAUCAGAAAUUUAGGGAGCUGAACUAUCCAGGCAAAACUAGGCAGUUAAAAUUGCAGCAACAGGUGCGAAAAGGACUCUCGUCAGAAUUUAUGUCAGCUAAGGUAUUUGUUUUCACUAACUGGACCCACCCUAUUUUUUCUCCCAAUAUUUAUAUGAAAAGCUACAGAAACAAGCCCACCCUACACUUUUUCCUGCCAUAAUGUAGAUUUUUUUUCCGUAAUUUCCUAAAAAAUGUUUAUUUUAUGGAUGAACAUGUUUAAAUUUGACCAUUUUAUAUUUAAAAUUUUCUACAAUAUUGAUAUACUCUGGUCCCUGAGAUAGGCCAGUUUGGUUGAGAAUCCUGGUUCUGUAAAAAAAAACAAAAAAAGUUAUACCUUAAAUCUGCACUCUCACAGAUAUACAUUUUUUACAACUUUUUUAUUUUUUGUCUUUGAAAGAGCAAACUUUUGCACAUUUAUCUGCAAACCAAUGCUAUAAGAUUGUUGACAAAAUUUCAGAUCGUAUAUAUUCAUAUUUCCGUUCGAAAAUUAAUGUUUUAUGGCUUAAACCGUUACUAACGGUUAAAGAAAAAUGCAUAAAUCAUCAAUUUUUGAACUUGAAUAUAAAAAUCUGUGAUCUAAUUUUUUGUCAGCAGUCUUAUAUAACUGGUUUCCAUGGAUUUUCACAAAAAUUGGCUUGUUCCAAGACAAAAAAUAAAAAAGUUGAAAAACAUUCAAUCUAUGAGAGUACAGCUUUAACUUACCCCCGAAUUUCUUGAAGUUGGUGGAAACAAAGACCCGUUUUUGCCUAGUGUAAUUAAAUCAUAAGCUUUUGUAGAUUGCAUGGGUCGAAACUCAGUUAAAUGAAUGACAUCAUUGUAGCUAAAAUGACUUACUGUUUGAUUGAGAUUGAUCUAAUUUGUGUUCAGUAUUAUUAUGUUACUUUGAAAGCAACUAGUAGAUCAACAUUUAGCAUUAAAUUAACAUGCAUGUAGUAAUUUAACCAUCUAGACUAAGUUCUUCUAAGAACUAUAAAUUAAUUAUCUUUUAUUUCCAAUUUAAAUAAUUCUAUAUACUUUUGUAUGUUCUGUUCUUAAGCUCUGAGCUUGGCCGUUUCUUUGACAUUCGGCUUUUAUAUUUUAAACAUGUCUUGCGAGCAUCCUAAAUUUGAAAAAAAUGAUUUAUGAUCACCUCACGAUUUCUUUCAUGACACUUAGCCUACUUCUACUUAUUAUUUUGAAAUUUAUUUUGAAGAUUAGUUACUUUUAUGAUUGAAUCAAAAUAAAUAAAUAAAAAAAUGAUAUUAUUCUGAAAACGAAAAAAACUGGGCUUAACAUGCCAUGUAUGAAUAUCAUGUUGAAAUUUACUGGGGGGUACAUAAAAAAUUAUGAUUUUGUCAACGGAUUUCAUUGAAUGUAUAUUUUGAAUGUUCGUAUUUAAGUGUAUUUUAACCAUUGUUUUGUAUACUUUUAUAGCGCUGUUAUGCAAUCAGUCACCAAGUGAUAGUUAGAUUUUAGCCAAGUUUACUUUGCACACCUUUGUAUACCGUUUUUAUACUUUUUUUGUAGUAGUCUAGUUCAAUUAUUUGAAUGUAAGUUAAGUUAUACUUAUUUUUCUAGGUCAUACACAAUCUUGUAUUGUUUUGUUUUGUUGUAGAGUGAUUGUCUUUGGUUAACUGUCUGUGCUCGUUAAAAAUUCCAGUCUUAUUUUUCUUUGUUUGUUAGUGUUGUUUUAUUUUAUUCAAUUUUUGAUUUACCUUAGCUAGUUACCGUAAGCAUUUUCAUUUGUCCUAUUUGUGUGUGUGUGUUUUUUAUUUUCAUAUUAUUGUCAAUGCAAUCUUUGCUGUUUUUAUUUCAUAUUUAUUUUAAAUAGUGAAUCUAGACUCUAUGGCGUAUCAAUAUGUACAAUCAAUAUGUACAAUUGGAGUAGAACAAUUGUUAUUUAUUAACCAAUUUGUUUGUAAGGUUUACCACACAUAUUUUCAAAAAAUACAGAAAGUUUUAGACAUUUGCUGCUAUUUUUAUAAAAAUAACAAUUAUUUUUAAGAGAUUUCUUUUUGUGCUCAAAUUUGGUCACGUAUGGCAUGGAUUCAUUGAAUUUGCAAAUGACAUUUAGUUUAACCUUAACAUUCCUUUUACUUAUAGCCUUGAUCAUACUUUAUUUUGUCCUAAGCUUGUUGAUAAUAAGACCAUAUACAGUGUAUAGUAACUGUAAUUUUUGUUUUACAUUCUGUUAGUAUUGUUUUUCUUUUAAUUCAGAAUGAAUUGUUGUAUGUUAUUCCGUCCUACAUAUUUUUACAAUUGUUUAAUUUAUUUUAUAUUAAUGUUAAUAUCUGGUAACAUGAUUGUAUUGUACAAAAAUUAUAUGAUGUUAUAAUUUGUCUUUAAAACAUUGUGAGUAUGUAAUAAGAAGUUUUUUAGUAUUCGAUAUGUAACCAUUUGUCCUCAUAAAACUAGGAGAAGGUGGGUAAACCAUUAGUGACACAUGAAGGUCAGGGGUAUUUUUUUUUAGCUCAUCUGAUUUUCUGAAAAAAAGUCUACAUAUCUUCACUGCCUUGUUGUCGUUGUUGACCUGUCAUCAGCAUCGUUGUUAAAAAACAUAGGCCAUGACCAUUACUAAAAAAAACGUACAAGAUAUUCAAAACAAUUUUUUAUCACAUGUUGUCUGAGACAGUACAUUCAUGUUUGACAAGAUUCUUAACUCUGGAUUAAAUAAUUGAUGAGUUAUGUCCCUUGUUGGACUGGAAAAAUGAUGAAUGUUGGUAAUAGCUCUUUAGCGCUCUUGUUUUAUAGUAUGUGUAUAUUUACAUAAAAAUAAUUUCACUUUCACUUUACUAAUACAAUGUAAGUCCUGCCAAUGUACAGCUCAUACUAAUUCCAACCACAAUCCACUGUUAUGAGAUAAAAUAAUUCCAAUGCCAUGGUCGUUAUUUUUACAGUCUUUGUUCUACAUAAAUUGAAUAUUUUAUGCACUUAUAAAAAUGUUAUUUUACUGAUACAUUCCGUCCCAUCUGUUGUAUUUUGUAUUUUACACUGUGAUUUUUAUUCAUUGGGCAUCAAAUGAAACUGCUUGAAAUGUUUCUUUUUCGUGGAGUAAAUAAAAAUUUGUCUUAACAUUUUAUGUUUUCAUAGUUUUGUUGGGAAUAUUUUAGCUUUUAUCUUUUUCAACCCACAUUAUUAAAAAUUACAUGCAAUACUCGAAAAUCAUAACAAUUAUGUCCUUAUAAGGAUUCCUUUAUUAACAAUCUAUUUUUUACCAUUAACUUACUGGAUUCUUGGUAGUUUUGAUGAACAUUUAAUUAUAUAUAUUUCGAAACAAUUUGUUUCACUGGUUGAUAAUUUUGUUGAAAUACAGUCAAAAAUCGCUAUAUCGUUGGGAACUCGGGAAAUACUUCAAGAUAACCAACAUUUGAUAUAACCGAAAUACAAAAAAAUGUCUCACUAAACCCAGAUAUUCUUAAAAGGUUUGACAUAACCGAAACAUCGAGAUAAAAGAGUUCGACAUAGCGAGUUUCGAAAGUAAAUUUUUUUCUUAUGUAUUAUGACACAAACGUUAUCUUUAUGUAAAUUGAUUGAAGUUGAUUUUUCUUACUGAGUUGAGCCAUAUGCUCAUUGGUGACAUGGCCCAAUGAAUAUAUAUUUAUGUUAUGAUUACAUGUAAUAUUUUGGUCAAUAAAUCUGUCUAUUA